UCUCUACCUUCCUCUAGAGCUUAAGGUGGAUAAUAGUAAGGUGCAAUGGGACAACCUAAGCAACUUGGAGACACUAAAAAACUUUGAUGGAGAACAAUGGGAUGUACAAGAUUUGGCCCAGUUGACCAAGCUUAGGAAAUUGCUUAUAAAAAAUAUCAAAAGCUUUAAAGAGUUUGUGAUGAUCCUCAAUCCCUCCUGUCCCAUUUCAAACAACCUUGAGUCCUUGGUUUUGGAUGAAGUAAGGGCCACCAUGGAAGAAACAGAUCUGAGGCAAUUAUCGAUAUGUCAACAUCUUUAUAAGCUAUACCUAGGAGGAGAAAUAAGCAAUCUACCUGAGCACCACCACUUGCCUCCGAACCUCACCAAGUUAACCUUGUGGGAGUCUCGCCUAAGACAGGAUCCGAUGCCAAUUCUGGAGAGGCUUCUUAACUUGACAACCCUGUACUUAUGCUCUAAUUUUUACUCUGGGGAGGAAUUGGUUUUCUCUGCAAAUGGGUUCCCUCAACUCAAAUAUUUGCAACUUUUCGCUGUCUAUGCCUUAAAAAGGUUGUGGGUGGACAAAAGUGCAAUGCCUAGUCUAAAGCAUUUAUCGAUUGACGCAUGCUUAUCAUUGGAAAUGGUUCCUGAAGGGUUGAGAUAUAUCACUACGCUUCAGAUAUUGGAAAUUGGGUCUAUGCCCAAUGAAUUCAUGCAGAGGCUUCAAGUGAUAAAUGGAAUAGAAGGGGAGGAUUUCUACAAAGUCCGACACGUGCCCUCCAUCUCAUUCAUAGAUUAUUGGGAUGGGUGAGUAUCUAAGGAGAGGCAGAAACCCAUGAAGAAAAAUUUGGAUUGCAGAUUCAGUCCAAUGGGAAUGGAUUAUGGAGAAGUAAUGGUAAAUGGCAAUUGUUACUUGUUAGCAAGCAGCCUAGUUGGAAUAAUGACGGAGUCCUCCACCUUUCACUGAAUCAUGCAUGUUAUACAUCCUGGAUGCGGCUCCGUUACUGUCUUAUCAACUAUAUUAAGCGUGCUACUACAUGAUAUUAGAUUUAUUUUAUCUGAACACAAUAUUCCAACGAUUUUUUUCUUUCUUUCUUUCUUUUCAAUUGGUGUGUUGGCUUGUUUAUGACUGAAUCUGGUAUUGUUUUUUCUGAUGGUUGUGACUUUGCAUCUGUGGUCAUGUUGUGUGCCAAAAGAAAAUGGAUAUUUCAAUAAAAUUCCCCCUUGUUUCUUUGGUUUUUUUUAA
Vitis riparia (riverbank grape) is the source of this 1222-nucleotide messenger RNA. Its product is annotated as disease resistance RPP8-like protein 3. The record is from RefSeq and is a predicted model, not a curated record. Bases 179 to 787 code for a protein of 202 amino acids. Gene Ontology annotation, biological process: protein folding. NCBI's taxonomy places the organism in Eukaryota, Viridiplantae, Streptophyta, Magnoliopsida, Vitales, Vitaceae. Gene Ontology annotation, molecular function: alpha-tubulin binding. The transcript has 2 exons.